AUCGCGGGCCCUGGCGCCUCCACGCAGCGCUGCGCAGCACGACCACCCGCAUCCGCCUCGCAUCUCCACCCGCUCGCCGGCGCAGCAUGUCCGCCGUGCUCGAGCCGCCGCCGCCGCGCCCGCCGGGCCGCUGCAGCAUGCGUGGCGCGUGCGGCAAGCUGUCCUUCUUCGGCGCCGAGCUGCCGUGUCCCGUCGACGUGCCGGCCGAGCAGCCUGACGCCAAGACGCGCGACCUGCUCGUCUCCGUCUGCGGCGCCGACUUUGCCGAGGGUCCCGUGUGCUGCACGGGCGCCCAGGUCGAGAGUCUCAAGGCCAAUCUGGACCAGGCAGAGGCGCUGAUCUCGUCGUGCCCGGCGUGCCGCAACAACUUCCGUGCGCUCUUCUGCUCUUUCACCUGCUCGGGCGACCAGGCGCAGUUUCUCGACGUCUCGGCCACGCAGAAGACGCUCGGCGGCGAGGACGGCAAAGUCGCCGUCAAGAGCGUCGAGUACUACGUCGCCGACGACUUCCGCACCGCCUUCUACGACAGCUGCAAGGAUGUCAAGUUCGGCGCCAGCAACGGCUUUGCCAUGGACCUCAUCGGCGGCGGCGCCAAGGAGCCGGAUGCCUUUCUCAAGUUCCUCGGCGACGAGAAGCCGCUCGUGGGCAGCCCGUUCCAGAUCAACUUCCCGCACGCACCUGCGGCGCCGAGCAGCAGCAGUGCAGGUGACGGCGGCGCAGCGCGGCAGAUGAUGUGGCAGUCUGCGGAUGCGCUGCUGAAGGGCAACACCACCAAAGGGCCGCCGCUGCCGCCGGUCACGCCCCCUCGCGCGUGCUACGACGACUCGCUGUUGUCGCGCUGCGCCUGCACCGACUGUCCGCAGGUAUGUGCCGUGCUGCCGCCGCUUGCAGCGCCCGUUCACGGCGACACGUGUCGCAUCGGGCGUCUGUCGUGCUUCAGCUUCGUGGCCAUGCUGCUCUACAUGCUUGCCGUGCUCGGCCUGCUGGUCGGCUACAGCGCGACGCGUGGCGUGCGUGCACGGCGGCAGAAGCGCCUCGGUAUUCGGCAUCGGCACAGCGGCAUCAGCGUGGCGAGCGAGAGCAGCGGCUUCGAGCGCGUGCGUCUCGACUCCGACGAGAUUGACAGCGCGCCUGGCCGCCGCACGACCAGCGACUCCAGCGCGCCGUCUAGCCUGAGUGCGGGCAGCGGGCAUCGCGGGCUCGUCGGUGCUACUGGGCUGGGCCACGGCGACGCGGAGGAUGAGAGCAGCUCCUCCUUGGGCGCACGGGCGCCGCGCUCUGCCGGUCUUGGUCUCGGCGGGCUCGGCGCUUUCGAUGCGCUCGGCACGACGCAGCCGCGGUCGUACGCGCUCAACGUCGCCCUCACGCGCGCGUUCUACAAGAUCGGUCUCGUGUGCGCGCGCUCUCCGUUCCUGACCUUCGCCGCCGCUGCCGUCUUCGUGGGCCUGUCAAACAUCGGCUGGCGGCACUUCGAGGUCGAGACGGACCCUGUGCGCCUGUGGGUGGCGCCUGCGUCUGCCAGCCGCGCGCGCAAGGAGUACUUCGACGAGCACUUCGGGCCCUUCUACCGCACGCAGCAGAUCUUCAUGAUGGAUGCUAGCGGCGCCGAACGAGCGAACCUGCACCACCACGACGAGAAGUCGCUCGAGGCCGCCAACGCCGCGCUCAACUGGGACCGCCUGCAGUGGUGGGCUGAUGUGGAGGCGGCCGUGCGCGAAGUCCGCAGCGAGUCGGGCCUCUCUCUGCAGGACGUGUGUUUCUCGCCGAGCGGGCCGGGCGGGCCCUGCGUCACGCAGAGCAUCCUCGGCUACUUCCAGGAUGAUCUCGAGGGCUCCGGGGUGACCGCCGACAACUGGCGGAAGCGCCUCGACGGCUGCGCGUCCUCGCCUGCGGAGUGCCUGCCGACGUUCCAGCAGCCGUUGAAGUCCAACAUCAUCCUCGGCGGCAUUCCAAACGUCGUGCGUGAGCCGGUGCCCGGCGGAGACCGCAUUCGCGAGCGCAAGGGACGCGCGAGCGAUGCGCGUGCAGUCGUGACGACGUUCGUCGUGAACAACUCGCUGGACGCCGCAGAGCGCGAGCGCGCAAUGGAGUGGGAGCGCGCGCUCGAAGAGUUGCUCUUCUCCGUCGCAGGCGUCAACGACGCCCCGGCGCACCCGCUCGGCGAGCGUCGCAAGGAGCUCGGCAUCGAGCUGGCACUGAGCACCGAGAGCAGCCUGCAGCAGGAGCUCGGCAGCUCGAGCAACACCGACAUCGGCGUCGUCAUUGCCUCGUACCUGCUCAUGUUCCUCUACGCCGCGCUGACCCUGGGCGGCAGCCCCUCGGGUGGUGUCGCGCGCGGCAUCGGCCGGGACGCACGGGCGGCACGCGCACGCUCGGCAGCAGCAGCGCCUGAUGGCGCCUCGCACCGCACGGGCCUGGCUGGCCGCGUGCUGUCGUUCCUGCCCUCUCGAAGCGGAGCCGCGAGCGGGCUGCGCGGUCUCAAUCUCGGCGGCCGCGUGGCGCGUCGCGUUUUCGUCGAGAGCAAGUUCACGCUGGGCCUCUUUGGCAUCCUCGUCGUGCUGGCCUCGGUCUCGUCGGCUGUCGGACUGUUCAGCGCCGCCGGCGUCAAGGUCACGCUGAUCAUCGGCGAGGUGCUGCCGUUCCUGCUGCUGGCCGUCGGCGUCGACAACAUCUUCAUCCUCUCCAACGAGAUGGACCGGCAGAACGCUCUGGCCAGCACGCUCAACCCGUACGCGAAUGCAAGCAUCGGCCGCGGCAGUGCCGACGCGGUUGCAGCAGCUGCUCGCGGGCCGGGUAUUGCCUGGGACGAUGCAGCGUCUGACGACAGCGACGCCGACAUCUACGGCGGGCAUGCGGGCCCGAUGAACGGCGGCACGCCGCCUGCCGCGUACCACACCUCAUCGGCAGAGCGAGCUGCUCGCGCCCUGUCGCGCAUGGGUCCGUCGAUCCUGCUCAGCGCCACGACGCAGGUGACGGCCUUCCUGCUCGGCGCCGUGGUGCCCAUGCCGGCUGUGCGCAACUUCGCCCUGUACGCCGCAGGCAGUAUGGCCAUCGCGGCCGUGCUGCAGUGCACCGUCUUUGUCGCCGCCAUGGCUCUUGAUGCCGACCGCACCGAGGCAGGACGUGUGGACUGCGCGCCGUGCCUGCGUCUGCCGGGUUCUCGCAACAGCGCAGCGGACUAUGCCUCUCUCGGCGGCGCUGCAGUCGGCGCAUUCUCGAGCGAGGGCAGCAUUGGCCGCUUCAUCCGUCGCCACUACGCGCCCGCGCUCAUCAAGCCGGCGGCCAAGCGCGGCGUGCUGAUCGCCUUCGCCGGCCUGGCCGUGCUGGGCGUGAUUGGCUCGCGGCACCUCGAGAUGGGUCUGGACCAGCGGCUGGCCCUGCCGCCCUCCUCGUACCUGCGCACCUACUUUAACGCCCUCGACACCUACCUCGACGUCGGACCGCCCGUGUACUUCGUGGCGCGGCACGUUGAUGCUGCGCAACGCGUUGGCCAGCAGGCGCUAUGCGGUCGCUUCACGACGUGCAAGCCGCUGUCGCUCGCCAACACCCUCGAGGGCGAGCGCGGCCGGCCGGAGGUCAGCUUCCUCGCCGAGCCGGCCAGCAGCUGGCUCGACGACUUCUUCGGCUGGACAAACCCGGUGCUCGAGAGCUGCUGCCGCGUGCGUCGUCGUGACCCGACGCAGUUCUGCACGCCGCGCGAGAGUGACAUGGCGUGCAAGCCGUGCUUCGAGGAUCGCGAGCCGCCGUGGAACAUCACGCUCUCCGGCAUGCCCGAGGGCGCCGAGUUCGAGCGCUACCUGCGGCAGUGGCUCAAGAGCCCUACGGACGCGGACUGCCCGCUCGGUGGCCAGGCGGCGUACUCGUCAGCCCUCAGCCUUGCGCCCGAGUCGCCGGAGACGGCGCUGCAGGCGCUGCUGGCCGGUGAGGAGGAGCCGCACGGCAUGGUGAUCGCCUCGCACUUCCGCACGUACCACACGCCGCUGCGCUCGCAGGCCGACUUCAUCGAUGCCCUACGCGCUGCCGAGCGUAUCACUGCCGACAUCAACACGCGCAACGCCGACAGCGGCGUGGAAGUGUUCGCGUACAGCGUCUUCUACGUCUUCUUCGACCAGUACCUGUACCUGCCGCUGCUUGCGCUGCAGGUGCUGGGCGGCGCCGCGCUCGCCAUCUUUGGCAUCACGACGCUGAUGCUCGGCAGCUGGCGCACGGGCGCCGUCGUCACGGGCUGCGUCGCGUCGGCGCUGCUGGGCGUAGCGGGCGCGAUGGGCGCCUGGGGCAUCGGCCUCAAUGCGCUGACGCUCGUCAACCUCUCCGUCUGUGCGGCCAUCUGCGUCGAGUUCUGCAGCCACUGCGCUCGCGCGUUCUCGAGGGCGCCCGGCGCACUGCCGCGCUCGCACCCCAUGGCGCAGCGCGAGCGCGACGAGCGGGCCUGGGCGGCGCUGGUGGAUGUCGGCAGCUCGGUCCUGCGCGGCAUCACCGGCACAAAGCUUGUCGGCAUCAGCGUGCUGGCGUUCACCAAGUCGGAGCUGCUGCGGCUGUACUACGCCAAGAUGUGGGCGGCGCUCAUCGUGCUCGGCGCCGCACACGGCCUCAUUCUGCUGCCUGUGGCGCUCUCUCUCUGGGGCGGUUCUGGCUACGCGGACGGCGAGUCCGAAGCGGAGAUUGCCCGCCGCCUGGCACGCGCACGCGAGAACGAGUACCUGCCCUUCGCGGCAGCCGGCGAGGACGACGACGACGAGGGCAGCCUAGACGCCGGGUCGGAUGUACGCAGCGACGAGGGCCGCCUUGCAUAGCGACGGGCCCGCUCCAAUGACACGCGUGGACUCGGAGAGUGCGCGCGCUGAGACACGCAGAGCCGGACGGCGCAGCAUGACAGCGAUGGCAUUGCCCUCGCUCCUUCCCCUCAUAAGACGUAGCCUCAUGCCCGCCCUUCUGCGGCCGCGCGAGCCUUCAUCUUGAGCAGCUCGCCGUCCAGCUGGGUGACAGAGUCAGCGUGUGCUGCAUGAGCGCGGCCUGGCAGCCAAACUCACCACCUUGCACACGCGCUGCCAGCUCCGCGCCUUGCCCACGGCUCCCUGCGGCAGCGGCUUGCCGCCCAUCGCCUUGGCGUCGGGCGUCUCGCCGUCGGCCAGCGCCGAGAGCACGCUCCGCGGGAUGUCGGGCACGUUGGUGGACGCUGAUGUGUAUGGCGGGGACUAGAAGCAGAGCAUCAGCGAUGGUGCGGCUGCUGCC
Tilletiopsis washingtonensis is the source of this 5232-nucleotide messenger RNA. RefSeq lists its product as hypothetical. The transcript is spliced from 5 exons. Gene Ontology annotation, cellular component: membrane. The record is from RefSeq and is a predicted model, not a curated record. Lineage: Eukaryota; Fungi; Basidiomycota; Exobasidiomycetes; Entylomatales. Bases 87 to 4793 code for a protein of 1568 amino acids.